ACCCCCGGGGCGUCGCGUGCAGGGUGGUGCGGUGUGAACUGUUUGCGUUGCGCGACACUGUGGCUGUUGUUGUUGCUACGCUGAUCAGCUGAACGUAUGAUACGCGCUUCGAGUUUGACAAGCAGGAGGGAAGCCCUGUUGGCUCGCGAGCGUCCAAAUAACGCCGAGAGAGGCGUCAGCGGCGAUUCCGGUUGACAAGCGAUGGGAUGCGGACCACGACACGCUACCCUGAAGAGUAAAUGGCUACAGCAACGCCAACAACUGUGUCAGGGCCAGUGAAGUUCUAACAUGUGACAAGCUGAAGAUGGGAGACAAAUAGGUCUUAAAGAAUUAUUCAAUGUCAGCAGAGAAAGUGCCUCAAAAGCAUCUUGAGACAUUCUUUGUCAAGCCCCAUUGCCAGGCAUCAGCCGAAAAGACACACAAAGAUGAAUUUCACCAAGGCUAUUUGUGAACAGGAGAGGCGACAUAUAGCACAUAACCAGCACUCAUUUAUAUGGCGGCUGCAUACUGACACCGUUUAAUUAUGCCUUUGUUAGUUAAGACACCAUCCGGUAUCUUACAUUAAUUAUGGCAUAAUACAAUUAGCCCCCUAAGUGAGUGUAAAGACUUUUUCCUGUCGGAAGAGUAUUGAUGCAAUGAUGUUUAUCGGAUUGGUGCUCAAAAAAACAUUCUCAUUGCAUUCUUAAGGCCUCCUCCCCACAUCUUAUGGAGGCGGAGGAAAAGCAGUCAGCCGAUGGGAAGCGGUCUGGUGGGCAACAGCAGCCAUCAGAGUCUUUUUUAGCAGCACAGCUGCCUCAGUUACAGCAACAAGCUACCUCACAAUCUGUCCAUGGAUCACAUGGCCGCCUUCAACACAGGCAGCCAAAACGCUUUGAAAUGCUCCAAAGGCAGAAGCAGCAGCAACAGUCACAAUCUGGUGGGUCAUCUUGGCAGCUUACAGAAGUACCUGGUCCUUCAAGAGGCAGCUGUUCUGCCCUGGGAGAUUCGUCUCCCCAAAUUCAUAAUAUUAAGCAAACUCAGUCUCUGCCCAGUGUGGAAGUACAGGAAGGCACCCUAUGUAGACGAGAACGUAAGCCCCAAAAACCAGGGAAAUAUGUGUGCACAUACUGCGGCCGUCCUUGUGCAAAGCCUAGCGUCCUCCAAAAACACAUCCGAUCUCACACUGGAGAGAGACCUUAUCCAUGUGUCCCAUGUGGCUUCUCCUUCAAGACCAAAAGCAACUUGUACAAACACCGCAAAUCCCAUGCGCAUCGAAUAAAAGCAGGCAUGGCCUCAAGUCUUGAAGAGACCAGUUUUAUUGGGCCGGGAGGUGGAGCCUUGGGAUAUGAACAAGAAGAAGAGGGUACAGAAGGAGAGAGUACAGCUUCUGAGGAUGAGACUGGGCAACACCAACCAUCUACCUCACAGGGCAGGCCAACUCUGAAAAAAAGUAGUAAAGUGGAAUUGUCAUUUGUAGAGGAGGGUCCCCAAACUGAGGAUUCACAGGCCGUCAAGCAAAGGUUAGCAAUGAGGCUAAGUGAGAGGAAGCGAGCUCCCAGAGCAUCUUCAGAUGAAACCCGAUCCUCACUGGGUCCUGGCAGUAAGGGGAGCACAGAAUCUGGCUAUUUUUCCAGUUCUGGGAGUGCUGAGCUCUCCCAAGUAAGCCCACCAAAUGCCAGUGCUAAAACGUAUGCUGAGAUAAUUCUAGGAAAGUAUGGACGCCUAGGACAACAGCAAAGAAUUUCACAUCAACAACUGCAGUUAUCAUCAUCUUCAGGUCAACAGGAAAAAGCAAUCCCUUUCACUGUUCCUAAGACACAAGUCAUUGAGCAUAUAACUAAGCUAAUUACUAUAAAUGAAGCUGUGGUGGAUACAAGUGAAAUUGAUAGUGUCAAACCAAGACGUUCCUCACUCUCUAGAAGAAGUAGCAUUGAGUCUGUAAAGUUCUCUUCACCCAAAGAACCCUGUGUUUUUGAACCAAAAGCGGAUGCUCCAGGCUCUUGCGGCUCUGCUGUUCAACUUGUUUCUGGUAGUUUUGCAAGUGAAUUACCUGGCUCAUACUUGGCUGAAACAGAAACAUUGGCUGGUCAGAGCUCCAGUGCUCUUCUCUAUAGGAGUCAAUCAGUGCCAUCUUCUCGUAAUACUCCAGAUACAGCUUCACACGGCUUUCGUCUAAGUCAUUCUUUUGAUGAUCAGCAGGCCAUAGCAGCUGAAAUGAGGAUUGGGCCACAUCAACGAAUGUUACGACGCCAACCUGCUAUUGAGGUGCCGGUUGGAGUGGACCUCAGUAUUGAGGAUGCAGGUCCUUCUAGUUUGAAAGAAAUAGAAUUAGGAAAGAAGCCAGACAGGGAAUUUCACCUUUAUGAGUGUGAAAUUUGUGGGACUCGCUUGAAGAAGCAGGACUCUUACACAUCACACAGACUAGCGUGUAUGAGUAAAUCUCCACAUGGUCUGCAAAGUGAGGAAGGCAGUUCUUUUCCUGAGAAUCAGCCACAAAUUAUGAGCUACAAGUUUAAAGCAAUGGCUAUGGCUGUGCGCAAGAGGAAAAAAAAAGAAGAAAGUCUUGAGGAAGACCCUCCCAGUCCAGGUCCAACAGCAGUGUCUUUCAGCACCCAGCCUCCAUCGAUGCUAGGCAGUAUUGAUAAUCAGGGCACACCUUGUGGCCUUUCACAAAGUGAGGUAGAAAGGAGGUUUCCCUGGAAAGAAAUUUCUGUUAUCCAGCAUACCAGAUCCUUUGAAAAACAGGAAAGCAUCUCUAUGGCAAAUCAGGAAGCACAGCCAGAACACGAGCAAUCACAGGAGCCAAAACCAGCCUCCAUGUCCCGGUUAAUCCGUCAACCCAACAUUCAAGUGCCAGAAAUUCUGGUUACAGAGGAGCCAGAUACCGAGAUGGUCUCUCAUCCAGCGAACACUUACACCUCUAAAGAGUCAGAGAAGGUGGAGGAAUUCCAGUGGCCUCAGCGUAGCCAAAGUCUGGCUCAGCUCCCUGCAGAGAAGCUACCGCCAAAGAAGAAGCGUCUCCGUUUGGCUGAGGCAGCCCAAUCAUCAGGAGAAUCUAGCUUUGAGUCAGUAUCCCUGCCACACAGCCCAAGCCAAGAGAGCAAUGUUUCCCAUGCCUCCAGUCGAUCUGCAUCCUUUGAGGAAUCAGGAAGGCCAGACUGUGAGAUGCAGAGUAGUACCUGGAGCUCCCAAGGGUCUCACAUGCUGACUGUUCCAUCAAGUCUUCAUCAACACCAUCAUUCUCACAAAGAGAUGCGCCGCUCAACCUCUGAACAGGCAUCUGCAAGUCCUCCACACCCUGCACAUGUAGAGGAAACAAGAAGUAAGUCAUUUGACUAUGGCUCUCUCUCUCAAGAGCGCACUUCUGCUACUUGGAAGGAGAGGAGGAAAUGUCUCUUGGUGAAGCACGGAACCCUUGGUGAACCUGACCAGGAGGAGUCAUGUACUAAACCUGGCAUCUCUGCUGUUUGCCAGUCCUACCCAGGUCAUCCUCCAUUCACAAUCACAGAGGAUAGAAUGGGAGGCAGGACCUCUAGGGUUAGCUCGGAGCAUAUAGGGAAGACCUUGCAGCUUUUCCAAUCCCCUCUUUCCCUCCCACCAGCAGUUUUCCCCCUACAACAAGCAAACCCUGAUUUUUGUUCCCCAAGUCAGCUCACUAGAUUCCUUCCAGUCACUACAGCAGUCGUUUCUUCCCAGAUGUUUCAGCAAGCCUUCCUUCACAGUGAGCCACCUCCGCCACAUCCAAGACCCAUAGAAUAUGUAGAACACCUGGGAUUACCCCUUCAGCCACUCACCACUUUAUUCCCUCUACAUUCAAGUGAUGUUGCUGAGGAUGUUUGCUUUCCCAUGCCAGGUGGACUGACUAUUCAGGUCCCCUCAGGGCCUCUUUUCAGUGAGUUUAGGUCAUCACCUUCCUCAUUGCAUACUCCCAGUCAUUCACAACAGCAGUUAGUCGUCCGCCACAACCCCCAUCCCGUGAUUGCUCCUUGUCUUCAACAGCUUAUGCCAGUGGUGUCUCUUGUAGUGCCUGUGCGCUUACAGACUCACAUUCCUACCUAUGCUAGUGCCAUGUAUACAACCAUCUCACAAAUUUUAGCCACAACGCAACAUCCAGUCUGCUGCACAGCUAUGGUAAUCAUGGGUAAGCUGGAGGAAGACAAGCUUCAGAGAUCUUACCUUAGGCUGGCCUCACCUAACCCCAAGAGCUAUAUUCCCUUGCCACUGCCUCUCGAGCAUGGAGCAGGUGCUUCAUCUGAUGACAGCUGUGGGCAGCUUGGUGCUGGAGGAAGCAAGCGAAUGCUGUCACCUGCAGGUAGUCUAGAACUCAGUUUAGAGGCACAGCGGCACCAAAAACGGGUGAAAGAGGAGGAGGAAAUAGAAGAGUGUGACAAGGAAGAUGACGAUAACAAAUGCGACAAAUCUCAGGAGGUGAGUCAGGCAAAAAUUAAGCAGAGGCUAACAGUGGAGAUGGCAAGGAGGGCCAAAGAUCCAAGGGAAGUAAUAGAAACUGAAAAGUUAAGCAAGCAGAACUUCACCCAACACAAAUCUGAAACCUUGGAGGAGGAGGGAAGGAAAGAGGUGGGACAUUGGUAUGCUCCAAGGGUAACAAGUCCAGAGAGAACUGUGGACCCCUCAUACCCCAGUUUGCACACCACUACAUCCGUCAGCUGGUGCUACCUGAAUUACACAAAGCCCAACCCCUCUACACAUAGAGAUUCAACUUCCGUCUAUUCCUCAUGGAGUGUUAGCAUGCAUAACCCCUCUCUCUCUCUUCUUUCUCACCUGAGCAGGUAUAAGUCAAAUGAGGACUAUGUGUAUGUUCGGGGUAGGGGAAGAGGAAAAUAUGUGUGUGGGGAAUGUGGGAUUCGCUGCAAGAAGCCCAGCAUGCUAAAAAAGCACAUUCGCACUCAUACAGACGUCCGUCCUUACGUCUGUAAGCACUGCAGCUUCGCCUUUAAAACCAAAGGGAACCUUACCAAACACAUGAAGUCCAAGGCCCACGGUAAGAAAUGCCUGGAGAUGGGAGUGUCAGAGUCAUCUGUGGAUGAGCUGGAGACUGAGGAAGCAGGGGGCAGUGAGGAGCGAGUGUGUGAGUCAGAAGAUCUGGAGGGGCACCAGUUCUCUGAUUUUGAAGAUUCUGAAGCAGAAGAUGAUGAGGAUGAGGAAGAGGACUUCUCUUCCCAUGAUGAACCAUCUUCAGUCUGUUCCACUGAUACUCGUCAGUCCACAGGUGACCUCUCUGAAAGUGGCCAAGGGUCACAGACUGAGCCCUCUGACCCUUCAGCAAAAGAGGAAUACUCCUCACCCCACAGACCAUUGCCUGGCAUACGAGCCGUAUCUCCAGGCAGCAAGAGGGCAUUGUUCUCCCGCAAGGGCUGGGAGGUUUCCCCGAGGACCUUCUCCCCUAGCAGUGAAGGCUCUCCCCUUAGAAGCCUGUCUCCUAGGCUUGAAUUGUCCUCACCUAGUCGUCAUCUCUCUCCUUCCCCAGAGAGGGGCCCAUCACCCAUCAGAGCCCUCUCCCCUCUCAGGCCUAUCUCACCUCUGAGGCCUGUAUCCCCGGCACGCUACAGGAGUGCCAGAGCUCUCUCCUCUCAUAUGCCCCUAAAGCCCCAGCAUCGGCCACACAGCUCACCUGCAGGGCUCCACUGGGAACCUAGCACACCAGCUACUGAGGGUCAAGAGGACAAGCCUGGUACUCCAUCUCUACAGGAGCGUAUGGCCCCGGAUCCCUGCCUGCUUUCCCCAUCCCUACGCUUCUCUCCAAGUGAGUCUUUCCCUCCCACUCUUGUGACACCACGGACCGUGGACCGCAUGUUUAGCCACCUUCCUUUACACUCCCAAGAUCAAGCCCGCAUGCCCUAUCACAUGAUUCCCAUUGGGGGCAUCCAAAUGGUGCAGCUCAGACCCCGAUCACGCCCCAAACGGGAACGACAGUCAUCCUCCACCCCUUCACCCACUUCUCCCAAAGAGGACUCCCCUUUUUCCCUCACCAGGAGGGAUUAUCCAUGGAUCUCGCUUCCGGAAACCAGUCCGCAAAGAACUCUGGCAGACAAAAGGACAAAAAGCCAAGAUGAGGGAGCCAGCCGGUCUGACCUGUCUUGUCCAAGUACUAGUUCGAGGUUACCUAAACUCCCCUCUUUACAAAAAGGUGUAGGGGAGCAACAGACUGCAAAGGUCAGAAAGCAAUAUGGCGACUCGAGGUCUGCCACAAAGACUCACACCUUCAGUCCCGAAACAUCCAGGAAAGCAGUGACAGACAGCGAUGCAGGAGCUGAGAGGAUCUCACAGGGGGAAAGAGCAAGUUCUUCACGUGAAAACAGACAGCUGCGUGAGACGGAAAAGCCUGUAGCGGCGCCACUCAGGGGACGUGGUUCUUUUUCAGAAGGAUGUUCAGGAUCUGGCAGUGCUCUUCAGAGCCAGGAAGGUGAUCAAGAUAGCACUUAAAAGCCUCUGUGCACAAUGGUGAAAUGCUUUCUACUGCUAAUACUACUAUUGUUUUGUUUUGUAAUGCGCUUAUUUUUUAUAUACAACAUUUUCAAUACUAUUGGUAACUUGGUAAAUGUUUGUUCUGCAAUAUUCAAGAUUGUAAUAUGAUGCACUUUUUUUUUUCUUGGAAAAAAAUAUUUCUGUAAAUCGAUUACGUCUGUCCCUCCUAUCUGUAUUGACAUUGCAAUCUUAAUAUAUCUAUUUGAAUAAGUAUAUGUACUUGUAAAACAUUAAGAAUGGGUAUGAAUACAUUUCUAAGUGACCAAGAUGAAAACUUUAAUCAAGAGUAAUUCCAAUAUUUCGUCUCUUGUCCAGUAUUGCGCAAAUUCUAGUGAUGUGUGCCUUUUUCUGUCCAGAUUUACUGCUUGAAGUGUCAAAGGUGAAAAGCUGUGAAUUCUUUUUAUGAAUAUAGUUUUUUUUUUUUUUUUCCAAAUGAGCUGGUAUUUGAAAAGCAGGAGGAUUUUCUUUAUACAUUAGGGUAAAUGAGACAGGCAAUGCUGUUGAAUAGACAAGAAACAGGUUUCGGCAGAGAGCCUUGCAGGGAAAUUGCACUGAAGUCAUAUUUUUUUAUAAUACAAGUGAUUAAAUGAUAAAUUGUCUCUGUACAGAUAGAAAGUCUAUGGUCCAUAUUUAUUGCCAUGUGAAAAUAUGAAAAUGCCUAUGUUUUGUUUACUUUGGUUUUCAAAGGGAUUUCUAUUGUCAUUUGUAUUAUUCUUUACACUUUUAUUAAUAGUUAGUUUUUUUUAGUUAUGACCUCAAGACUUGAAAUGAAGAAACUGGACAGGCUUUCAGUGAAGUUGGUCAAUAGUCGAGGUUCUGGAUGGAUCAAAUGCCCUCCAAAUUUGUCACAGACAUUUUGCAUUUCUGAACCAAUAAAAGUGCUCCAGGAAUUACUAAA
Sinocyclocheilus grahami is the source of this 7363-nucleotide messenger RNA. Its product is annotated as transcription factor HIVEP3-like. Gene Ontology annotation, biological process: regulation of transcription by RNA polymerase II. The record is from RefSeq and is a predicted model, not a curated record. Gene Ontology annotation, cellular component: nucleus. The transcript has 6 exons. The coding region runs from base 706 to 6423 and encodes 1905 amino acids. NCBI's taxonomy places the organism in Eukaryota, Metazoa, Chordata, Actinopteri, Cypriniformes, Cyprinidae. Gene Ontology annotation, molecular function: DNA-binding transcription factor activity, RNA polymerase II-specific; RNA polymerase II cis-regulatory region sequence-specific DNA binding.